AUGAGCAACUUGGCAUGGCCGUUGCUUUGCUGGAGGAAGAAAACUAGAGCCGCCGUGGUUCACGAGAAGGCCGUGCCUCGAAUGUGGACAGACAUAGACAUUCUAGGGAAAAAUUGUGUUGGAAAUUUGGGGCUUCUUCCCGAGCAAAAGUUCACAGCUGUGAUACGAAUGUUGGCGUAUAGGUCAUCUACUGAUCAGGUGGAUGAGAUUGCCCGGAUGAGGAAGUUCACUAUUUUGGAGAGCUUGGUGUGA
Prunus armeniaca (apricot) is the source of this 252-nucleotide messenger RNA. The record is from the annotation of a GenBank genome assembly. NCBI's taxonomy places the organism in Eukaryota, Viridiplantae, Streptophyta, Magnoliopsida, Rosales, Rosaceae.